GUAAUUCUAAAAGGAAAAAAAAAAAAAAAGCAAGAGAAGUAUUCACUACUGUCCCUUCAAUUCAUUAACCUUUUCCCCAAGAGAACUCCCCAAAAGAAUACAAACGAAAAGCUUACACAUGCAUACACACACGCACACCUGACACAACAUAUAUCCAGAUCCAUUACGCAUACACAGUGAGUUGAUCAGGGGAGCUAAUUAUGGAUGAGAAUCUGAUAACGAGGUUGGAAUCCGCGGUGACGCGGUUGGAGGCGAUGUCCGCCGGGGGUUUCCGCCAGGUAGGUGUGGCGGAUGCCGCUGGAGAUGCCUCUACGAUGGAUCCGUCGAUCGUGGCGUUUGGUGAUCUCAUUUCGCAGUGCGUCAAUAGAGUUGUGAGCGCUGCAGAAAAGAUUGGUGGACACGUUUUGGAUAUUUCCAAGAUAAUUGAGAAAGCGUUUCGGGUCCAGAAGGAGCUUCUUGUUAAGAUCAAACAUACUCAGAAACCUGACAUGGCAGGUUUGGUUGAAUUCCUUAAGCCAUUGAAUGAGGUGACUGCAGAAGCUUCUGCAUUGACGGAGGGAAAGCGAUCUGAUUUUUUCCACCACCUGAAGACAGGUGCCGAUAGUCUUUCAGCUCUGGCAUGGAUUGCAUAUACUGGAAAAAAUUGUGGUAUGAGCAUGCCUACUGCGCAUGUUGAAGAAAGUUGGCACACGGCCGAGUUUUACAGUAACAAGAUUCUUGUGGAGUUCAAAAACAAAGAUGCAAAUCAUGUUGAGUGGGUAACGGCUUUGAAGGAGCUUUAUAUACCAGGCUUGAGGGAUUAUGUGAAGAGUCACUAUCCAUUGGGCCCUGUAUGGAGCACCACAGGCAAGACAAUUGCACCUGCCCCAGCAAAAGCUCCUACUCCUCCAUCGGCUCCACCUGCUUCACUACUCAGUUCUGAAACAGCUUCAUCAUCCCGUCCAAAAGAAGGGAUGGCUGCUGUUUUCCAAGAAAUUAAUUCAGGAAAAUCAGUUACUUCAGGUCUGAGGAAGGUCACUGCUGAUAUGAAGACCAAGAACCGGGCAGACAGAACUAGUGUCGUUAGUCUUUCUGAGAAAGAAAGUCAUGCUAAUUCACCUAGAGUCUCCAAGACAGGACCUCCAAAACUGGAGCUUGAAAUGGGUCGUAAAUGGGUGGUUGAGAAUCAAAUUGGGCGAAAUGAUUUAUCAAUUGCUGAUUGUGAUGCGAAGCAGUCAAUAUAUAUAUUUGGUUGCAAGAAUUCUGUUCUUCAGAUCCAAGGGAAAGUGAACAACAUUACAGUGGACAAGUGCACUAAGAUGGGGGUGGUAUUCAAGGAUGUUGUUGCAGCUUGUGAGAUUGUCAAUUGUAAUUCCGUUGAGGUGCAAUGCCAGGGAUCGGCUCCUACAAUUUCAGUAGACAAUACAGCAGGUUGCCAGUUGUACUUGAGCAAAGAUUCUUUAGAGGCUUCGAUAACAACAGCAAAGUCAAGUGAAGUCAAUGUAUUAGUACCUGCAUCUGAAUCUGAUGGUGAUUGGGGAGAGCAUUCUUUGCCACAGCAGUAUGCUCACGUCUACAAGGAUGGCCAAUUUGUGACAACUCCAGUUUCACACUCUGGAGGCUAAAUGGAGAGAUCUAAUAAGCAUCAGAUACCGUUAAGGCUAUUCCCCAUUAUAGAACUUUUACUUUUUGGAAUGGUUGAGGCUCUUUUUCUCAACUUCUUCAUUGAUUUAUUUAUUAUUGAGAACAUGCAAAUUUUGACCUAUUCCUACUAGCUUAUGAACUAUUUGUUAUUACGAGUGAGUCUAGCCGUUCCGUUUGUUUGAGAACUGAAUUUUGAUGCGGUUUUGUUUCCAGUAAAAUUGUCACAGAUUUUGGCUGGGAAAAUAGUUCACUAAAUCUCAGUUUUCUUGGACGACUUUGAGCAUUCUCACAUGUAAAAUGACAUAUUAAUUGUCAAUGAGAAAUAGAGAUGUUACCACUUGAUAUCU
This is a messenger RNA of Sesamum indicum (sesame), 1970 nucleotides long. RefSeq names its product cyclase-associated protein 1. Gene Ontology annotation, cellular component: cytoplasm. NCBI's taxonomy places the organism in Eukaryota, Viridiplantae, Streptophyta, Magnoliopsida, Lamiales, Pedaliaceae. Gene Ontology annotation, molecular function: actin binding; adenylate cyclase binding. Gene Ontology annotation, biological process: actin filament organization; cytoskeleton organization. The record is from RefSeq and is a predicted model, not a curated record.